AUGAACCUGGCCACUAUGCUGGAUCCAACCUACCGGCCUCUUCCCGACGCCUCUCAUGCCAGAGAUAUUGCUCCUGAGCUUGCCUCACCGAUCUCGACUGCUGCAACAGCAAGUCCUGUUAUUACAACAGCAAAUAUCCAGCAGUCCCUGCAACUCCAUACUACUGGUUAUGGCCACAUAGAUGAAGCCAGG
This is a messenger RNA of Protopolystoma xenopodis, 192 nucleotides long. The record is from the annotation of a GenBank genome assembly. Lineage: Eukaryota; Metazoa; Platyhelminthes; Monogenea; Polystomatidea; Polystomatidae.